AUAACACUCCUCUGUCGGCUCUUAUCUUCCCUUCCCCGCCGUCGGCUAAAGCGGAUCAUCUCCGGACCAUUGAGAGAUUUUCAUGUGUUUUAUUCCGAAGUUUUGCUCUUCCCAUGCGGUCCUCAGGAGUCUCUCCGGCCUCCUUUCGCUCUGAACUCCACCGAAUCUGUCGGCGACAAUCAUGGAAACGUGGUUUUUGAAUCAUGUCCUCGGUUUGUCUCUGUCGGUCCUCCUGCUGGGUGGACCAGGACCCCUCUGGGCACAGACCCCAAAUAUCACCAGCAGGGACCAGCUAAGGACGGAAUAUUUUUCUACACAACCUUCCAGCGGUGUGUUUGGCUUUUCAGCCUCCACACACACUUUACCUCCGCGGACAAACGUCCCGCACACACACGGCGCCCCGAGUCGGACUGCUGCCAACUUAGACACUGAGCAGACACAAACCCUUGCACAAUCGAGGAGUUGGUCCGCCACAGAAGAGGUCGAAAAUCCACGUACGGAUCCCCUCACCUUCAUGCCAUUAGUAGCAACCACAGAGGCCAGCAGCAGCAGCACCAACUGGGAGGACCUUCCCAACCCAGAACAGGUGUCGGAUGUCUUCCCUGCUCUGGUAGCCAGGUCCUGGACAGUGACUGAUGAGGCCAGACUACCCCGACACAGACCAAAUUCAACCAUGCCACAUCAGGAUACCACAGACUUAUUGUCCUCUUCUGUGUCUGACAGUACCUACGCUUCCACCACUAUCAGCCGAGCUGGUGAGAGGACCCUGCUGUCUGUCACGUCCUCUUCCAGCAACAGGACGUUCUCUGUGCUUAAAGAGGAGUCCACUUCUCAUCAGCCCCCCUCUACCUCUGGUAUCCCGGCAAGAAGUACAGAAACUGAGGAGUAUACUGACAGCGCACUGUCCACCAGAGCUGACGCCGAAAACACAACUGCACAGCAUCUCUCCCAAACCAUCAAGGAGAUGUUCUCAGAGACCCAGACCUCAGACGUGUCCUCAGGGACCCAGACUUUGACCGCACAGACUAAUGUGACCCAGAAUCACCACAGUUCUACACCAGAGAUGACCUCGAUCUCAUCACCACCUUUCAGAGUAACACAGCCCAGUACUGAACAGUCAGAGGUGCCUGUACGGUCCACGCCACCUGUCACCUCACUUGUUGGCGAUAUUACAAACACCUCAGAGACAGUCCGAGGUUCAGACUCUAAUUUUUGGACGUCCAUUGAAUCGUCUUCUGAAGUAUACAGCUCAACUACCCAAAGCCAGGAGAACACGAGAGGGGUUUCAUCCCAGACCAGAGAGAAUACCACAGACUUAGGCCUCAUCACAGCGCCCCCUACUGCCAACAAUACAUCAUCUGACUUGAAUGACACUCAGACAGACAUGCCGAUGUUAUCUACUGAAACAUUCUUCACCACACCACCCAUUACUGUAACACAAAGAUCACAGAUAACAGAAGACAAAACUUCAAAGGAAAUGGUCUCGACUGUAUCUAUGCUUACGUCCACUCCCACGCCGUCUCUACCGGUGACUUCUUCCUCCCAGCCUGGCAGCACCAGCAGCAACACCACACCCAACUUACCCACCCAAACCACAAUCCCAAACAUAACUCCAUCCACUGCAGCGUUCACACCAAGCCUGCAGACCUCUGCAGCUGCUCACACUCAGCACUUUACCCCAAGUCAAACUCAGGCUUCCACAGCUUGGGCAGCGGCGAUCCCGACAAACGUUGCCACUCUGCAGCCUGAAACCAGCACGGGGUCUCUGACAAUCACCACAGCAUGCGACACCACCACCACGACCUACAGAUCAACUGCCACCACUGGGCGCAUCAUGGCCCCUCAGACAACAAGGAAACAGACCGCCAGGGCAACCACAGAGCCGGUGGUGACAACAGCACCCCCUGAAAUCCAACCCACCAUUCAGUCACCGCCAAUCAGAAAUCCCUGUGUGUCAAACCCGUGUAUGAACGGAGGGAUGUGUGUGAGCUAUGAAGGCCAUCAGUUCACCUGCCGCUGUCAACAGGCCUGGACGGGACCGACCUGCAGUCUGGAUGUGGAUGAGUGUGAGACGGACCCCUGCCCUCCUGGAUCCCGCUGUGUGAACACUCACGGCUCCUUCGGCUGUGAGUGUCCGCUGGGCUUUGACCUGGAAGACGGUCGCACCUGCACCAGAGCAAAGACGUUUCUGGGAACAUUCAGUGUUGACAGGAUGCCUCGUGACCCUGUGAUCUUCAAAAGCUCCACCAUGCAUGAGAUCCAGCGGGAGAUCAUUCAGCUGCUCAACGCCUCGUUAUCGGUCCUCCGAGGUUACAGCCGCUCAACUCUGAGCAAGAAAGAAGAAGAUGGAGUUCGGAUCUCUGCAGUCAACAUGUUCUCCAUCUCCACUGAUGUGACAAGCGUGGAGGUCUACAACAGCAUCCAGAUGUCACUCAACAACUGCAGCGCCUCUUUGCCCCACUGCAGGAUGGUGCUGCACCACCGCCUCACUUACCACGUGGAGAGUCUGUGUGCGGCACAGAAGACGCAGUGUGACACGGAGCGAUCCACGUGCACUGACCUCAGCGGGACGGCCUACUGUCAUUGUCUCCAAGGAUAUUACAAACACAACCCCGAUGACCUGUCCUGUCUCGAAUGUGGAGACGGCUACAAGCUGGAAAACGGCACAUGUGUCCAAUGCAUGUUUGGUUUUGGGGGCUUCAACUGUGGAAAUUUUUACAAGCUGAUUGCAGUGGUGGUGUCUCCUGCAGGGGGCGCCCUGCUCCUGAUCCUCGUCAUCGCUCUUAUCGUCACCUGCUGCAAGAAAGACAAGAAUGACAUCAGUAAGAUCAUCUUUAAGAGUGGAGACCUGCAGAUGUCGCCAUACGCUGACUUCCCCAAGAAUAACCGCAUCUCCAUGGAGUGGGGCAGGGAGACCAUAGAGAUGCAAGAGAACGGCAGCACUAAAAACCUUCUGCAGAUGACUGACAUUUACUACUCUCCUGCGUUGCGCAACUCUGACCUGGAGAGAAAUGGUCUGUAUCCAUUUUCAGGUCUGCCAGGCUCCCGGCACUCAUGCAUCUACCCCGCCCAGUGGAACCCCUCCUUCAUCAGUGACGAUUCACGAAGGAGAGACUACUUCUAGUUGUCCUGCUCCACGGCAUGUCAUGGUGAUUUUUUUGUCCCAGUGUCACCGCUUCCAUUGCAAAAGUUUGAGCCAGAAAGUCCGUUUGAACAGCUGCUCACUGUGUAAAUGCACGUGUGGGCAAAAAAAAAAAAAAAGGUUUUCAGUUUGAUGACUUCAUAAACAAACAAAACACUUUAAGUUUGUGUGCAGACAGUGUGGCUUCUCUACACUACUUCAGGGCUGUGAAAGGGAAAAUAUUGCAGAAUUAAAGGAGAACUCCAGGAUUUCGGGACAAAAACCAUUUAAAAAUUUUACAGUGUUGUCUUAGAAUCGGUUUAAUCAGCUGUACAGUGUAAUGGUACUGGACAAGCUAAAAGCUUAUAUAUAUAUAUAUAUAUAUAUAUAUAUAUAGAGGCCCAGGUUGAAAAAUUCCAGAGUUGCCCUUUCAGGUUAGAGGCGAGAGAAUGUAUUACAAAAAUGAGACUCCUCAUUAGUAUAGAAAUACCUGUGUUUGUGUACUUAAUAUUUAAGUGCACCUGCAUGCAGAUUAUUGUUAUUCACUUUACAACACAUGUAUACUUUACAUUUCAUCAAAUGACUUUCCUAAAACUGACGGUGCGUUGGAGAUUGUUGAAUAUGAUUUUUUUUAAAAUCAAAUUUAAAUGCAUUUACUUGCAUCACCACACAACAAAGUACUGAGUACUGACUGUGUGAAAGGUGCAUUGCGAGGGGG
Thalassophryne amazonica is the source of this 3839-nucleotide messenger RNA. RefSeq names its product heart development protein with EGF-like domains 1 (gene heg1). The record is from RefSeq and is a predicted model, not a curated record. Gene Ontology annotation, molecular function: calcium ion binding. Lineage: Eukaryota; Metazoa; Chordata; Actinopteri; Batrachoidiformes; Batrachoididae. Gene Ontology annotation, biological process: heart development. Bases 182 to 3124 code for a protein of 980 amino acids. The transcript has 14 exons.